Messenger RNA from Schizosaccharomyces octosporus yFS286, 2879 nucleotides. Its product is annotated as allantoate permease. The coding region runs from base 243 to 1877 and encodes 544 amino acids. The transcript has a single exon. The record is from RefSeq and is a predicted model, not a curated record. Gene Ontology annotation, cellular component: membrane. Lineage: Eukaryota; Fungi; Ascomycota; Schizosaccharomycetes; Schizosaccharomycetales; Schizosaccharomycetaceae. Gene Ontology annotation, biological process: transmembrane transport. Gene Ontology annotation, molecular function: transmembrane transporter activity.
ACUUGAUCUUCUCGUAAAGAAGAUGUUGCUUCAACAGCACACAAUAUGUUGGAAGAAAUAGCUAAUAGUACUUUAAUCGGUUCCCAUAUUUUGAAUCGCUGAUAAAAGGUUAGAAAUUAACAAGAUGGGUGUUAAGAAUGAAUGUAAGUGCGGAGUUGGGAGUGUUAUCUGUCUAGGUUUCUUCAAAUAUAAAGCUUGGUCACUUCUUUCUAGAAAUCAGGAAAAAGAAGGGAAUUCAAAAAAUGGGAGUCAUAAGUGAGCACCUUUCUGAAACAGGGAAAAACGAUGGCCGUUCUUGGACGUUUGUCAGUAACGAAACACAUUCUCCUUCAUCAUCAGAAAUAUCUCAUCCGGGAAAAGAGAAAGACCAAGUCAGCGUGAUAAAAGGCUUUUCUGCUUUUGAUGAUGAACAAGAAAAAAGUAUAAAACUUGAUAAAGCGGGCAUCGAUGAAGCUUUGGCUAUUGUUCAGGAUGAUGAUGAAUUUGAACACAGUAAAGCCGAAGAUGCAAGAGUUAGACGAAAGAUUGAUAUGUUCGUACUACCAGUCAUGUGUAUUACAUAUGGCAUUCAAUAUCUUGAUAAAACGGCAAUCUCGUAUGCAGCUGUAUAUGGGAUGAAAGAAGCGGUUCAUAUGAGUGGGAGCGCUUAUAGCUGGCUCUCUACCAUGUUUUAUCUUGGAUACAUGAUUGCUCAAUAUCCAGCUGGAUAUCUUUUACAAAGGUAUCCUAUUCAUUACUUUUUGUUUAUUGCAUCCUUUCUGUGGUCUGCAUGCGUAUUGUUGAUGGCGACUUGUACGAACCAACACGGACUACUUGCGUUACGUUUCCUGUCGGGAAUAUUCGAAGGUUGUGUGAAUCCAGCAUUUGUGGCCCUUACCUCCAUGUGGUAUAAGCGAGAGGAACAACCAAUUCGAACCGUCGCCUGGUAUGCGUUUAAUGGGGUCUCCAUAAUGGUGGGUGCGCUUUUGGGAUAUGGAACUGGUCAUAUCAAGGGAAGCUUGCCCAACUGGAAAUACCCAUUUCUAGUUAUAGGUGCAGUUUCAAAUAUAUGGUCUUUUGUCUACAUAAUUUUUCCAAAGAACCCAGUACGUGCAAAAUUCCUGAAUACUAGGGAAAAGCGAAUUGCCAUUGAACGAGUAAGGAAGAAUCGCACAGGAAUGGAAACAAAAAGAUUCAAGUUUUCGCAAGCAUUGGAAGCAUUUAAGGACCCUCAAGUGAUUCUUUUAGUUUUUUAUAACGGAAUGUGCCAAGUUACAAAUGCAAUGUCUGUGUUUAGUGGUUUAAUUAUCAAAGGGAUGGGUUACUCCGGAAUCAAUGCUGUAUUACUGACACUGCCUUCGGGCGCAGUCGCCGUUGGUAGUAUGGUAUUUACAGGAGUAUUUGCACAUUUUUUCAAGAAAGGAAGAAUCUUUCUAUGUAUGUUUGUUAGCAGCUUUACAAUCGUAGGAGCCCUCAUGAUUUGGAAGAUACCCGAUUCAAAUCCAUGGGCCCGAGUGGUGGGUGUUUGGUUUUUCUCUCCUAUCUCCUCAGGAAAUGCAUUGGCUCUUUCGCUGUUGAGUUCCAAUAUAUCUGGAUAUUCAAAGAAAGUAACAGCAAAUGCAACUAUGUUUUUAUUUUAUUCUGUUGGCAACAUAGUCUCGCCACAGCUCUUCAAACCGAACCAAGUUCCUGAAUAUAUUGAAGGAAUUCAGGCAUCGCUUAUAGCAACCUGCUUAUUUGAAGGUGUUUUAAUUCUGCUUGCAGUUUACUAUAUGUAUGAAAAUCACCGCAGGGACAAAUUUCUGAAAGGUCAUCCAGAAUUAAACUAUACCGAAAAAAACGAAGAGUUCUUUGACAAAACGGAUCGAGAGCAAAUCAAGUUUCGGUAUAUUUGGUAAUCACUAGUCUUUCUUUUUCUUCUUUUCUUUUGAUAGAUCGUGUUUUACUAUGAGCUUAAAUAUAAGGACUUGAUGGCUAAUUAAAGAAACGUAAUUUUUUACUAGAAGUAAGCAAGAAUACUUAUAAGUGAAAAAUUAUUUCUAUACUCAUUGCGACGCAACAAGUGAUUAACCGGGAAUGGUUUCAGACUACCAAUUUAUAAAACAUUUAUGCUAUAGUAUCUCAGAUACUUAAGUAUGUAUUGUAAAUACGAUUCAUAUUAAAUUGUCAGUUGAAACAAUAUACAAAUGAUGUACAGUUAGUGGGUGUUUUGUUUGCGUUUUCGAGCAGAUUAAUUCAUUCUCUACCUUAUAAACAUCUAAUAAAUCAAAUAGGAUGAGGACCUAUAAUAAUCUAUUUAAAGUCAAUAAAAAAAAAAAUUGGUGAAUGAAAUUUCUGCGCGCUAACAAGUUCAAUACUCUUCCUCCUUCACAACAACCAACUGCAGCCAUCCUACGUUUCGCUAGAGAUUUUGAUAUAGCGGAAAAGAAAAAGAAAAAAAAAAGAUUAGAAAAUGAAGUUCGUGAAGCCAGUUAUUUUCCGCGACGUCUGGCAAUUCAAAACCGUCAUAUCACUGCAGUUUAGCUAAGCACCUGAGGAUCUCGUUAGUUUAGUAGUAUGGUUGGAGACAACAUGGGAAUUUGGGAUGCUGUGGACGGUAUGCUAUUUUUUAGUACUCCUGUUUACUCUGUGUAUUUCAGUUCAUUCUUGCACUAUGACUGUUUGUUUACUUUUUUGUAAUAUUCGGUUCUUGAUAGGAAAAUAUAUGUACUGAAUAACAUAAGAAUAAAGAGAGAUGUAAUGUUUAUUGAGCGUUAGACACCGGUAAACACUUAACGACGCCAAAAGCAAUAAAUUUAUACGUUGUUUUGACGACGCUGGACUACUCACAUCAACGACAUAAACUUGUAAACAAAUGUCCCGGUCCGUUUAGUGCCUUUCAGAAUGUAGCUAAGGAAGUA